Lobosporangium transversale is the source of this 1112-nucleotide messenger RNA. RefSeq lists its product as hypothetical. Lineage: Eukaryota; Fungi; Mortierellomycota; Mortierellomycetes; Mortierellales; Mortierellaceae. Bases 134 to 895 code for a protein of 253 amino acids. The record is from RefSeq and is a predicted model, not a curated record. The transcript is spliced from 2 exons.
CUUCCUUUCGUCUCUCAUUUCUCACCUUAGCUCUUAGACCAGUGCAGACAACCAUUACGUUGCAUGCUUGUAACUUUGUGCAUCAUCUUCCAUUACAAGUACUGCCUCCUAUCCUCGUCUACUUUCCACUGCGAUGCAUAAUGGCUACUUAGGUGGUUGGCCUCCACGGGUCCCCACUUCGCCUGAUACUACCACCAUGUCCGAUCCUUUAGCUGGACCACAGUCUUCUUGCACAACUUCCCUUGCUGGCCGUUCUCCUACUUCUAUUUCUUCUUCUUCUAAUAAAAAUAACUUACCUAAUCCAACGGAUACAAUCAACAGUCAACCAGAUGGUAUAUGUUGUGUCCAGCAGAAUUCUGGAACAGCUAAAGCUAAAGCUACGCUCCAGCCUACACCUACAGAAACCAUUGAACCAUCAAUAUCGGAUACAGUACGGCCCCAUGCUAAAAGGCAGCUCUCUCGGUCUUUCUCUGCAACUUUGAUUAAAACUGAUCCUAUAACCUUGCGGAAUACGGUAUCAGGAGGCUUACUAAGUUCGCCCAUCUCGGUCCCGCCUGGUGCAUUCCACCCUUAUUGCAGCGCCUCAUUCUUACCAAGUACGAUUCGCCCUCACGCACAAUCAACACCGCCAUCAGGUGGUAUUACUACACCUUCCUCUGUAGAUGCUAUCGCGAGACAUAACUUUGCAUCAGGAACAAUAUCUGAAAGUCCUACUGUGCCUCCUGCUCUCUCUGGCAAUAAUAAUGGCAGUCAAAUGAAGAGAUCACAGUCUCCGGAGCUUAUGCGACCUCUUUAUCAUUCUUUUUCAAAUGUGAGCAUGAUGCCGCCACCACGCUCUAUAUCUUUUGCGGGAACCUCUAGCCGACCUGUCUAUUUCAUCAGUGCCGUUCGCUAAGUUACCUGCAGAUAUCAAUAACAGCCCACCCCUGUUUACGACAAACACGCGAAAAGGUCAAAUAGUAGGAAAUAAAACACCUAAGAAAGGGAUCAAAAACAGGUUUAGAAAGCUUCGAAGAAAACAAGGAUCGAGUUCGCGUGAUAAUGGUGGAGUAAAUGCCUUCAUCACAAGUGGAGAAAGUGACUCGGAGGCUACAUUUGAUUUCCAUCAGCAC